Miscanthus lutarioriparius is the source of this 222-nucleotide messenger RNA. Lineage: Eukaryota; Viridiplantae; Streptophyta; Magnoliopsida; Poales; Poaceae. The record is from the annotation of a GenBank genome assembly.
AUGGGGCUCGUCAAGGCGUUCCAGAGCGCCUACUUCGACUGGUAUGGCGGCGGCGCCAACUCGCUCGCGUCGGGGUACUCCCGCGGGAUGGGGCUCGGCGCAGAGAUCAUUGGCACCUUUGUGCUCGUCUACACCGUCUUCUCCGCCACCGACCCCAAGCGCAGCGCCCGCGACUCCCACGUCCCGCUUUGUGUCUCGAUCUGCUGCUACCUGCUUAGUUGA